Bactrocera latifrons is the source of this 2286-nucleotide messenger RNA. It is a transcript of the gene MFS10, whose product is annotated as sialin. The coding region runs from base 133 to 1833 and encodes 566 amino acids. Gene Ontology annotation, biological process: transmembrane transport; monoatomic anion transport. Lineage: Eukaryota; Metazoa; Arthropoda; Insecta; Diptera; Tephritidae. The record is from RefSeq and is a predicted model, not a curated record. The transcript is spliced from 2 exons. Gene Ontology annotation, molecular function: transmembrane transporter activity.
UAUUCUAAACAAAAUUUCAUUCGUGUUCAUUGAAUUUAGUCAAGUUCGUAAGCUGAUUGUGUGUAACAUGUUUGUUAAUUUCUAAAUUAUAAUUUGAUAAGUUUUAAUUAGUCGAGUGGUGAUAAGCUGAAUAUGUUUCGCACAAAGAACUCGCGUGGCGUCGCUACUGCUGUAGACGUUGAUGAAAGUGCUGGAUUUGUUCGAAAUUAUGCAGCGGAAGAUUACGAUGAUGACGACAGCACUUUCCAUAAUGACCCAGACAGCAAUCGCAGAGCAGCGAACAGUAAUGAAGAUAGUGAAGUUUCCGACACAAAUGAAGGGAGCUCUGUAGAUACGCCUCUUAUUGGUGGAGUUGAAGAUGAUGGCGAAUUUCCUAAAGCCCGUCAUAUCUUCGGUAUAAUGGGUUUCCUUGGUUUUGCAGUAGUUUAUGCAAUGCGUGUUAAUUUGUCUGUAGCUAUUGUGGCUAUGGUGAAUCAAACAGCAAUACCUCAAGACAAUUCCUCAAGCGUCGAUGAUACGUGCCCAGUACCAACACCAAGUAAUACUACCACUCCGUCGAAGGAGGGAGAUUUUUUGUGGGAUGAGGCCACUCAGGGUUUAGUUUUAGGAUCGUUCUUUUACGGUUAUGUGCUGACGCAAGUACCUGGCGGUCGUUUAGCAGAGGUAAUGGGUGGAAAACUUAUUUAUGGCUAUGGUGUAUUGAUAACUGCAAUUUUUACACUACUAACACCUAUCGCUGCAUAUUGGAGUCUACCAAUGCUAGUGCUUGUUCGUGUAUUAGAAGGUAUGGGCGAAGGUGUCACUUAUCCAGCAAUGCAUGCAAUGUUAGCGCACUGGAUUCCACCACUGGAGCGGAAUAAAUUCGCCGCCAUUGUAUAUGCUGGUUCGAACAUAGGUACAGUGAUCUCAAUGCCACUAGCAGGAUGGCUCUGCUCUUUGGAGUUUCUUGGCGGUUGGCCCUCAGCAUUUUAUAUAUUUGGCUUACUUGGCAUAGUAUGGUUUUUAUUUUGGAUGUAUCUCGUGUACGACAAGCCAAGCGUACAUCCGCGUAUAUCUUACAAGGAGCGUGAUUACAUAGAGCGUAGUAUUCGUUCAAUGCAACCACGCAAUUAUACCGAAUUGUUGACCGAAAACGAAAAUGAUGUGAUACAGACAACGAAUGAGGAGAUACCAUGGAGUUCCAUUUUCACAUCACUGCCGUUAUGGGCAAUCUUAAUAACACAAUGCGGACAAAGUUGGGCCUUUUAUACACAAUUGACAGAACUACCCACCUAUAUGAGUAAUAUUCUGCACUUUGACAUCCAAUCGAAUGCAAUGUUAAACGCAAUACCUUACUUCACGAGCUGGAUUGUGGGCAUUCUGUGUUCCGGUUUGGCCGAUUGGAUGUUGGAACAACGCUAUAUUUCUCUACUCAACUCGUAUAAAUUAUGGAAUUCAAUAGCGUCGAUUAUACCAUCGAUCGGACUUUUAGCCACAGCUUACGUGGGCUGCAGUUGGGUUUGGGUUACAGUAAUGUUGGCCGGUGUUGGUUCCUUUGGUGGCGCAGUAUACGCAGGCAAUCAAAUGAAUCAUAUUGCGCUAAGUCCACGCUAUGCGGGCACUAUGUAUGGCCUAACUAACUCGGCGGCCAACAUAUGCGGCUUCUUAGCACCGUAUGUAAUUGGCGUAAUCAUAAACCAUCAUGAGACACUGGCACGAUGGCGCAUUGUAUUCUGGCUGGCGGCAGCUGUAAAUAUCGGUGGAAAUUUCAUAUAUUUAAUAUUCGCUAGCGCCACUGAACAGAGUUGGUCACGCAACCCGCGUCCUACUACAGCCCACACCAUACGCUCCUAAAUUGAUGUCUCAAAUCGGCAUUUGGUUAAAUUGUCGACAAUUCCGUGAUAUACGAAUGGAUGCUAUUAUUUCUUGAGUACCUACGCAAAUGUGUGAUAAUUUAAUAUUUCCAUUUUAACGAAGGGGUUCUACAAGCUGUGUAGAUAUAAAUGACCAAUAUAAUACCAAAAAUUACACGAAAAGAAAAAAACUAUAACUACCAAUUAAGUAGUAGUGCUCAACUUUUAAAGUUCUAAAUUUGUAUGUGUUGAAAUUAUUUAUAUAAAGACUGUGGUAUAAUUUUACGUUGUAAUCGUUUCCAUCAUUCAUUAAGGAGAAAAAUUGGAAUUGAAAACUCACUGUAAACUAUAUAUUACUUUUUCUUUUAAAUUAUGUAAGAAUACUUGUUCCUUUAUAACUGUUGAUAACGAUAAAUCAUUCCAGUUAUUCUAUAUAAGUUAUAAACGAAAAAAU